This is a messenger RNA of Guillardia theta CCMP2712, 1757 nucleotides long. RefSeq lists its product as hypothetical. The record is from RefSeq and is a predicted model, not a curated record. NCBI's taxonomy places the organism in Eukaryota, Cryptophyceae, Pyrenomonadales, Geminigeraceae. The transcript has 2 exons. The annotation marks the transcript as partial.
AUGGCCCGGGUGAAGGCGGCGCUGGUGUCGCCGAUGGCGGCGGGGAUGAUGCUGAUGAUGGUGCUUGUGAGCAUGCACCUGGUACAGAGAAGCGACAUGCUGGCUGCUUCUCCCUCCUCCUCGGCAUCCUCCUCCUGGAUUGAGCUUGAGAGCCGAUCGAGGCUGGGGCAUGAAAGCGUGGAGCAGGUGAUUGCGGGGUGGAACAAGCUGGAGGCAGAGGCAAAGAGGCAGUUGAAGGCCAGCAAGCUCGCAGCUGUACCCCAGAGUGGACAGGGCAAGCUGGCCGGACUUGGCGUGAACACAGGAGAGGAGUACAAUCACCAUCCUGGCAUGGAUGUCACUGUGCGGCAGGGACAUAGAAACCCCUCUUACUUCUUCUCUGCGGAGGGCAGCGAUCCUGAUCUCGUCCCCAACCUGACACCCACAGCGGAACCCGUGCGGGAGAGGAGCAGGCUGGACGACGCUGGGAUCAACACUGGCUCAGAGCACAGCCAGUGGGACGACGAGGCCGUUGAGACUUCAGCAAUGGAGGACCCCUACAACGUCGGCUCCUCCCCUCACCGGGAGUGGAGCUCUCCCUCUCACCGUGCAGGAGGAAUCUUUGCCGUCUCCCCCAGGAUGAGCCAGCUUACCUCCUCCCCUCACGCUCCUGUUGAGACGUCCAACCACCAUCUCAGCAGCAAGGGAGUGAACACCGGGGAGGGCGGUGGCCCAGACCUUGGCUUUCCCGGUGACAACCACGUGAAGGCAGGGCAUGUGAACCCUGCCCACAUGAUCCACACAGGGCAGAGCCUGCCGACUUACACGCAGAGCAAGAAGACUUCGAAGCCCAGGACGACUAGGGACGGGGCGUUAGACAGGCUGGGAGUGAACACGGGGGACGAGCACUCGCAAUGGGACGACGCCAUGGUGAAGUCGGACGGGCUGGAGGACAGCUACAACAUCGGCAUCUCCCCUGAGCGCGAGUACAACAACCCUGCUCCUCUUCCUGGUACCGCCAGCUGGCCUGCGAGGAGCCCGAGGUCGGGAGGAGUGGAGCAGAAGCUCAUGGGAGGCAGGAGGUCACAUGAUUUCUUCCGCAAGAAUGUCCAGCCGCUGCUGCAGGGAGCGAAGAGGGGAGGAGGAGGUGGAGUGGAGCGCUCCAAGAAGGUGAUGCAGGCUGCUACCGGGUUGCUGAAGCAGGCAGCAGCGGAGGAGGCAAGGGCCAAGGAAGCAGAGAGUGCGUUUGAGCAGCAGGCGGCAAUGGCAAGGAGGGCAGAGGCCCUCGCGCUGAAGGCAAAGACCUUUGCGGAGAAGGUGGGAGAGGCGAAGCUGAAGGAGGAGGAGGCGCAGGAGAGGCUGCAGGCUGCGGAAGGGAAGUUCAAGAAGCAGCUCAAGGAGUCUGAGGACAUCAUCCCGGAGACGCAGGGCAACUUCUCCUCCUCCUCCUCCUCCUCCCUGUCCACCCCUCUCGCCCUUGGAUCGAAGGCAGCGAAGAGCAGUGAUGCCAGUCCGUCCCAGAGGCGACGAGGGAAGUUGGAUGAAGAGGCCAAGAAGGAUAGGAUGGAGAACAAGCAGCUUGCAGCUGCUGGAGACGUGCAGGAUGUGUUUGCCGCCAUUAACGGGCAAGUGCCUCUUCACUCUGCUCGCAAGGUCUCAACCAAGUUAGUGGCAAAACCUACCAUCAAGAAGCAGAUCAAGUUGAAUCAUCGCUCGGUUGGGGAGCGACACAAGAAAGAGGAAGCUGUUGAGAAGCGCCUCGGGGGCCUCCUCUGCCG